Xyrauchen texanus (razorback sucker) is the source of this 6581-nucleotide messenger RNA. RefSeq names its product receptor tyrosine-protein kinase erbB-2-like. Gene Ontology annotation, cellular component: basal plasma membrane; signaling receptor complex. The record is from RefSeq and is a predicted model, not a curated record. NCBI's taxonomy places the organism in Eukaryota, Metazoa, Chordata, Actinopteri, Cypriniformes, Catostomidae. Gene Ontology annotation, biological process: positive regulation of cell population proliferation; cell surface receptor protein tyrosine kinase signaling pathway; protein phosphorylation. The transcript is spliced from 27 exons. Gene Ontology annotation, molecular function: ATP binding; transmembrane receptor protein tyrosine kinase activity. Bases 153 to 3971 code for a protein of 1272 amino acids.
ACUCCUGCCAGGAAGUUGUUGGUAUUCGGGGAAUAACAAAGAGACAAAUACAGGCAUAUUAAACUCGUCGCAACUACACGCGGGUAAUCUAUUAAACGCAUAAUAUAUCUGGACAUUUACUGAAGGACUAUGGACUAAUCGAGGAGUAAUCGAUGGAGGCACAGAUAAGUUUUAGUCUCGUCUGGUUUCUGCUGCUGUUGGGCAUAACAGGCGCUACAGCCAGAGAAGUAUGUCUCGGGACAGAUAUGAAGCUGGCUUUACCCUCCAGUCUUGAGAAUCAUUAUGAGAUGCUCCGGCUGCUGUAUACGGGCUGUCAGGUGGUUCAUGGUAACCUGGAGAUCACACACCUGCAGGGCUCACCAGACCUCUCAUUCCUGCAGGGUGUAGUGGAGGUUCAGGGUUAUGUACUGAUAUCUCACGUUUCAGUGCAAUCAGUUCCUUUGGACAGUCUGCGCAUCAUACGUGGCAGUCAACUCUAUAACUCCAGCUAUGCUCUCGCAGUACACGACAACAUUCACCACAGUCAGGCAGGACUUGGUCUGAGGGAGCUACUCCUUAGGAAUCUCACAGAAAUUCUGCUUGGUGGGGUUUAUAUUUGGGGAAAUCCUCAACUGUGCUUCCCUCGGAAUAUUAAGUGGGAUGACACCGUCUAUAAAAUUCAAAGCAAACUGUUGCACCUGCAAGACGUGCCAAAGAACUGUCCUAUUUGUUCUUCAGCAUGUGGGUCUGGUGGAUGUUGGGGGAAAACGGAUCAGGACUGUCAAACAUUGACCUCUGUCCAUUGCUCAUCUGGUUGUUUCCGCUGUAAGGGUCCGAGACCUAAUGACUGUUGUCAUGUGCAGUGUGCUGCUGGAUGCACAGGGCCGAAAGACUCUGACUGUCUGGCCUGUCGUCACUUUAAUGACAGUGGGACGUGUAAAGACAAUUGCCCCCUGCCCAACAUCUAUGACCCAAUAACCUUCCAGUCCAAACCCAACAAGGACAAAAAGUUCAGCUUUGGAGCUACAUGUGUAAAAAAGUGUCCACAUAACUAUUUGGCCAUGGAGGUGGCGUGUACCAUGGUUUGUCCCAAAGCUAACCAGGAAGUCAUUACUAUUCAAACAGAUGGACAAGAAACACAGAAAUGUGAAAAGUGUGAAGGAGAGUGUCCUGAAGUGUGUUAUGGGUUAGGUAUGGGAAACCUUCAGGGCGUGUCAGUUGUGGACGCCACCAACAUUGGCAUGUUUGUUGGCUGUAAGAAGAUCUACGGCAGUUUAGCUUUUCUUUCGGACUCAUUUAAAGAGAACACUGUUACCAAUUUAUCUGGACUGCAGUGGAGUGACUUGGAGAGGUUGAAGACUAUAGAGGAGAUCACAGGAUAUCUGUACAUUGACGCAUGGCCAGAUUAUUUGCCUGAUCUGAGUGUUUUUGAAAACUUGAAGGUUAUCAGAGGAAGAAUGCUUUACAAGGGUGUUUUCUCUUUGGGAGUUCAGUCUUUGCAUAUCGAGUCUCUCGGUUUGCGUUCAUUGCGCAGUGUCAGUGGUGGUUUAGCUCUGAUUCAUAAUAACUCUAGACUGUGCUACAUCUCCUCUCUGAACUGGACCUCUCUGCUACACCCCACGCAGGGACCCAACCUCAUCAGCAACAACAACCAAGACCAACAAACAUGUGUUUCGGAGGGCAGGGUGUGUGACCCCCUGUGUGCUAAGACGGGAUGCUGGGGCCCGGGACCUGGCCUGUGUGUGUCUUGUGUUAAUUACAAACGUGGGAUGGAGUGUGUGGAGCAGUGUAAUGUCCUACAGGGGUUAGUACGGGAGUUUGUGGAUGGUUCUGGCUGUGUCUCGUGCCACCCAGAAUGUCGAGCAGUCAAUGGCUCUGCCUCCUGUACAGGCCCUGGUCCAGAACAGUGUAAGGAGUGUAUGCACUUUCAGGAUGGAGAUGUGUGUGUGGAGCGCUGUCCCAGUGGUGUGAAAGAGGACCAGCACACUGUGUGGAAAUACUUCAAUGCUACAGGACACUGUCUGCCCUGUGAGACCAACUGCACUGUCUCGUGUCCAUUAGAUGAUAGGGGGUGCCCCAUCCAACAGAAAACUGGGCCUGGUACAACCAUUGCGAUCACAGUUGGUGGCGUGUUUCUCUUCAUCAUUUUGCUGGCAUUGCUGGUGUUUUACCUGCGCCGACAGAAGCAUCAGAAGAAAAAAGAAACCUUAAGGAGAAUUCUGCAAGAGCACGAGCUGGUGGAGCCUCUGACUCCGAGUGGAGCAAUGCCCAAUCAGGCUCAGAUGCGCAUCCUUAAAGAGACAGAGCUUAAGAAACUCAGAGUGCUGGGAUCUGGAGCCUUUGGCACAGUCUAUAAGGGUAUCUGGGCACCUGACGGGGAGAACAUUAAGAUCCCAGUGGCCAUUAAGGUUUUACGUGAGAACACCUCACCCAAAGCCAACAAAGAAAUCUUGGAUGAGGCGUAUGUUAUGGCAGGCGUGGUGAGUCCAUAUGUGUGCCGUUUGCUGGGUAUCUGUCUGACUUCUACGGUUCAGCUAGUCACUCAGCUCAUGCCGUACGGAUGUUUGUUGGACUAUGUCAGAGAGAACAAGGAUCACAUUGGCUCUCAGUACCUCCUCAACUGGUGUGUACAGAUUGCUAAGGGAAUGAGUUACCUUGAAGAAGUGAGGCUGGUUCACAGAGACCUUGCAGCUCGGAACGUUCUGGUCAAAAACCCAAACCAUGUGAAGAUUACAGACUUUGGGUUGGCCAGACUGUUGGACAUAGAUGAGACCGAGUACCACGCUGAUGGGGGAAAGGUGCCCAUCAAAUGGAUGGCACUUGAGUCCAUAUUACACCGGAAGUUUACUCACCAGAGUGAUGUAUGGAGUUAUGGGGUGACUGUAUGGGAACUGAUGACCUUUGGCAUGAAACCAUAUGACCUCAUACCGGCACGGGACAUUCCAGAACUGCUGGAGGAGGGAGAGAGGCUCCCUCAGCCAUUCAUCUGUACCAUAGACGUGUAUAUGAUCAUGGUCAAAUGUUGGAUGAUCGAUCCCGAAAGUCGGCCACGAUUUAAGGACCUGGUGGCUGAUUUCACCUCCAUGGCACGGGAUCCCCCACAUUAUGUAGUCAUUCAAAAUGAUGAGCAAAUGAGUUUGUCGAGUCCCGUUGAUAGUGAGUUUUUCCGCACUCUAAUGGCAGAGGAAGGGGGUAACGUGAAGGAGUUACUGGAUGCAGAAGAAUAUCUGGUGCCCCAGCCUGACGUCUUCAACACACAAGGAGAAAUCAGAGCUAAUGGACCCAGCAGACACCACUCACACCGGAGCACAGAUCAAGGCUUUGUGAUGGAUGGUAUGCCAAGUGGGAAGGGUUUAUACUCCUCUGUCAGCACUUUGGGGCAGAGUCAGUACCCAACCCUUCCUGUGGGGGCAACAGCCAAUGGGAUGUGGGCAGGGCCACAGUACCCCUCCCUUGUACGGAGCAUUUCACACCGUUCAGCUGGGGGCCAAUCAGAUUCUGUGUUUCUGGAUGGGGACGUGGAGGGAAACAGCCCUCCAUCCAGUCCUGGGCGCUACUCUAAAGACCCCACCAUCCCCUAUGGCAUAGAUGCAGAGUUGGAGGCCGAUGGUCCUAUCGCUUUCCUUUCACACACACUACCACGUGGAGCACACACACAACCUGAGUAUGUGAACCAGGAUGUCCCAUCAGAGCAUCCCAGCACCCUUCCGCGCAAAGCAGGCGAGAGGCGGUUCAUUAAUGGUCUGUGUACAGGGCACAGUGUGGAGAACCCAGAACACCUGGUUCUUGUGGGCAACAUGUCACCCACUUCACCUGCCUUUGACAAUCCCUACUAUCAUGAUAUUGCUGCUAAAGCUAAGGCAAUCACCGGAGCAUCCCUGAAUGGCGGUCCAACUCACAGGCAGCCUAAGGGCUACAUGACCCCCACAGCAGAAAAUCCAGAGUACCUGGGCUUAGCAGAGACAUGGAGUGGUCAAGUCGAGUAUACUUGAGUGAAAUAAUGUGGUACAGCAAAUGUGUGACUGUAAUGACAAGGUGGUGUAUGAGUGAAUGAAUGAGUAAUGUCAUGUAUUUUGUGAAGGACGUUCAGGCCUCUGGGAAUGGUUUCUCUUGACUGUCUUCUAAAUCAUCACAAAACCCAAUGUAGCAUUUUGAAUGGGAGUUUGAACUUGAAAAUGGAUGCAUCUUUGCCAAAACAAUCAGCUUUGGAAAUUUAUCUGACAGAAAAAUGUGGUACGAGCUUUUUGGUACAAGCUUUUUAGUAUGUUUUUUUAAGACAGUUUGAAUGAUGACAAUGUUAAAUAACACUGGAUCCAACAAUAUGUCUUCGGAUAUAACACUACUAUAUGGCUUUUAAUUUAGGAUUUAUUUUGCUCAUCUUGCAAGGACAUCACAUCACACCAUUUUCUGAAGGUUCAAUUCAGAACCAAUACCAUAAUCUCUGGUUUUACAGACAGCUGUGUGAGAGCAGAACGGGUGUGUAGCAUUGGUGUAACUCUUGAUAAAAGCUUGACAGCUUGACACAAUCAAAGCCAUUCUGUUGACUAUGUGAAGGCCCUGAAUGAGCAGCUAGACUACUGUGCCAAUAUAUGAAAGAGACAUCAUUGCCAAAGGAAAAUGGUGUAACUGACCAUGAAGAUUCAUCAACAUUUUUCCUCUGUAAUAUAUCCACCUUUUUAUACAUUUGUGGGUAUUUUUUUAAUUCCUUUUGGUUCUUAUAGUAAUGAUUAUCUUCAUUAUGGACUUGCUAGCAGUUGUACAGUGAAAUGAUGAUGAUAUGUAGAGCAAGGUGGUGAAUCGCGCAAAGGGGUGUCACAAUCAUUUUUUAUCCCAAUUCAAAGAAAUUAUAUUUAGCAUUAAAAAAAUGAAGCACAUUUUAGGACUAUUGAGAAAACUUAAAAUUUGUAUUUAUUUUAUUUUUAUUUUACAAAUUUUAAUGGCAAUUAAAAACAUUUUCCAUGCAAAUUUGCAGUAACGUUAUGUCUGGAAAUUGUUGUUUUGAGGUUUUUUUUUUUUGGUUUGUUUUGUUUUUGUACUUCCCAUAAUUCUCAAAGUUGACUAUUAAAUAUCAUUAGAUUCUCAUUAUUGCAAUGCAGCUGCAGAAAAAUAUUGAAAUACAAUGUUUUUUUUUUAAAUAAACAUAAAUGAUUAAGUCAGUACAACAACAUGAUAAAUAAAAACUUUACAGUUAAAAUGAGAAAUAAUUUUCCUCAUAUUACUGUAAUGAGAUUUAGGUUUUUUAUUUUAUGUAAGUGAGAGGGAAAUGUGCUUAACUCUCUUGAAAAUAAUGUCUCUCAAUCUCUCUUAAUCGUCCUAAAAUAGGCUUCGUCAACUUGCAAAAUAGGAUUUCUCUUUGCUUGCUUUAAUUUUGGGUAUAUUUUUAUAUCUCACUUAUAUAUUUGUUAUAUAUUUUUUAAUGCUAAAAAAUUUGUCAAAGGAAUCAUUGCUUUACCAAACCAAGUUACUUUUUUGUAGUAUUGUAUACAAUGUGUUAUUAAUUGAUUUGAUGGGACCCUUCAGUUAGUUUCCGAUUACCUUUUAAUUUUGUUAUCUGAUUUUGCAAAAAAAAUAAACAAGGAAGACUAAGCCAGCUCAAAAUGUCCAUGUAUAUAUAAUGCCUAUUGUGAUAACUUAAUGAGAUCUCCUAAAUUUGCUUCACAUAUACACACUAAGAUGGCUAACACUAAACACAGUGCUGUGCUGUAAAUACUUCACAUUUAAGAAUGCAAUCUAAUUUCCAUAAAUUAGCAGCUGUUGCUUCUGGGUGGACAAAUGCCACUUCAGUGCCUCCAUUGUUCCAUCCUGUGCCUUUUGUGAACUACCCGACUCAAGCGGCCAGUUAAUGUGAAUCUUUUGAGAUGUGUGUAUUUUGGACCAAGUGAAAUCACUCAAAACUGAUGAUGAACUUAUGAGUUGAGUAGCUGGACAUCGAAAUGCACCAUACCAUUAGCAUGCAUAUUAUCACUCUCUCCAAACAAUUAAAUGAUUGUAUUUGAAAAUACAGGAAUGGUGGUAAAACGUUUUGUUGAUUUUUUGCCUAGUCUCUCUACAUACCCAUCACUGAUACAUUUUCUAAUGCCCAAGCUACUGUAUCUAAAAAAUCUGAGAAAUAAAAAAUUAUGAAAGAGCAUAAUUUAAAGGUGUAUAUAAUAUGUAAUUUCUGCAACACUAGUGGUACUAAACUGAAUUGAAAUCAGUUUGUUCGAGCACUCUGACAUAGCAACAUUGGCUCAACCAGUGACAUGAGUUUGGGGUGGAAAUAUCCACUAAUUCUAUAUGCUAGUGGCAGGUAUAGUAGGUGCAACUUUGCAAAUAAAAAAGCCUAACAUUUGAUUUCUAAAAGUGGUACCCAGUGGCCCCAAACUUCAGUUUGCAGUCUAUGUGCCAAAAGCCUUGGUCUUCAGCUUUCUUUGACCAUAUAGGACCUGGGCCCUGGAAAAUGACACGCUUCAUUUUUGACCUGUCGGAUCGCUUAUUUAUCUCCUUUAGGUAUGAGAUUCUUUACUCAGAUGUUCACUUAAUUUCUCUACCCAAGAUCCCUGUUUACACCUGGUAUUACCAUGAGUCUCAAAUGUGUCUUCUGUGAUCACUUGUGUUUUAGA